Molecule: messenger RNA, 1580 nt
Organism: Oncorhynchus kisutch (coho salmon)
Lineage: Eukaryota; Metazoa; Chordata; Actinopteri; Salmoniformes; Salmonidae
Product: butyrophilin subfamily 1 member A1-like
Exons: 7
Coding region: 20-934 (304 amino acids)
Molecular function (GO): protein binding
Source: RefSeq, a predicted model, not a curated record
UGAUGCAGGUCAUGGUUUUAUGUUCCCAGGCAGGUGCAUCAUGGGACCUUUGAUCCAGCAUAUCUGUUUGGUAACAUUCCUUAUCUUUUUUGCCUCUUCAUCUGCUCCAGAUGAAACAGAGACUGAGAGGCAAUCAACUUGCAAGUCAACCAGUACACUGUAUGGUUUGAAUUGCACUGUGUGGUUUGCUGGAUGUGUUACAUUUGGGAUCAUUAUUAUCCUGGGAGUGGUUUUCUUGGUAUGGUAUAAGUGCUGUGGAGAUGCAAAUCAAAAUCUGCUGGGAAGAUUUAAUGUCAUUGGAGGAGAGGAUACAAAUACGAAAUUGGACCUCCCACAUAAUGAUACAAAUACGAAUUUGGACCUCCCACAUAAUGAGGCGCGCUCACAUGAAGUGGAUGUUGUUCUAGAUGGAAAAACAGCUCACUCUCAGCUGAAGAUAUCACACAAUGGGAAAGUUGUGGAGUGGGUGACACAAAAAGGAGAACCACAGACAGAGAUUGACAAGAAUGACAUUGACAAGCAUUUUGAUGAAGACCCCUAUGUGUUGGGCAGUAUGGGCCGUGCUAUGAGGGCCUACUGGGAGGUGUGUGUAAAGGAGAACAAGGACUGGGUACUUGGUGUUACUAGCGCAACAGCUAACAGGAAAGGACAGUUGGUUCUCAGCCCUGACAAUGGCUUCUGGGUAGUCAGGAUCUCCAAUGGCGAAAACCUUAAAACAUUCAUGGGUGAUGAUGUCCUUAAUGAAAGAAUUCCACACCGAGUGGGUAUCUAUGUGGAUUAUCAGGAAAGGAAGGUGACUUUCUACAAUGCAGAAGAUAAUUCACUCAUCUAUUCAUUUACCAAUGGACCAAGUUAUGAGGAUGAUGUCCGCCCACUUUUCUCACCCUGGAAGUAUGAAAAACAGCCCAUCACAAUUUUGUCAAUUUCAACUUAAAAACUGGAAAUAAUGUAAAACAUGAAAGGAUCCCCUCUACACCUGUCAGUAGGAUACUUUAUUGUGAUAGAAAGCUUAACUUGGCUGAGUGGUCUUACAGUAAUAAUGGUCAAUAUACAAUUAUUGAAUGUGAAUAAUUGUCACUUCAGUAAUAUUUAGGCAUAUGCUUGAAAUUGUUGAAAAUGUAUGAUAUUUUUCUUCAACUUUGUUGAAUGUAAUACAGCUAUUUCAGUUGUAUUUUUCUCAAACCACACGGAUAUUAGAAGAGAAAUCAUGCAUAAUGCACAGGUAAUGUUAUGUCUCCUUUCAUACACAUAUAUACUGUACACUGUAUUGAUUUGUGAAAAACAAAAUAUUGCUUUUAAGACUUGUAUGUGUAUCAGUUUAUACCUUGCGAUCAUGAGGAUCAAUCAGUUUGUUAGAUUAGGAAGGUUUGUAAUCAGCCAUUGGUCAGCACAAGCAUCAGAGGCCUUCGUAAAGACUGCUAUUCUGGGACCUCAUUAAUAAAAUGUUUGCACCCACAGAUUUGAUUGUAAAUUGUACAUAUAACAUCUACAGGAACAUGUGAUUUAUAAAUCGUGAACUUGAAAUGAAAAUAUGGAAUUGACAUAAAUUCUGCAAUAAAUUUGGGGAUUUCUAAAUUAAA